Molecule: messenger RNA, 896 nt
Organism: Jaminaea rosea
Lineage: Eukaryota; Fungi; Basidiomycota; Exobasidiomycetes; Microstromatales
Exons: 2
Coding region: 224-706 (160 amino acids)
Source: RefSeq, a predicted model, not a curated record
CUCCUCAUUUGCUGAUGCUCGGAUCAAUCGUACGCAAUCUCGACGGCGGAUCUGUACCGUAGAGCAUUCACGGCAAAGCGGUGGACCCUGCUUGAGCCGGGCUCCGGGUCAGAUAGAGCGCCUCGCAGCUCGCGGGCAGGCAGUUGCGUCGUCCUCCUCUGUGUCUGCCAGGCCGGACCGAAUCCUGGAGCAUUUGGCUCCCGGAGUACCGAAUCGUCACUAAAUGCAGACUGCCCGUCCAGACGACCCUUGUCCGUCUACUCGCACUGAUCGUCUUUGCUAUCCCCCUUUUCCAUCGGCACCACCAUCGCUAAAAUCUCCCAACCUCUCACCUCACCUGCUCGCCGGCCAGAUUGAGCCAAAUCGAGGACGCACCGUCGACGGCUGCUUCCGCCUUCUCUCCGCUCUGAGGUCGGCCCCACACUUUCAGGCGGCCUGUGGAGCUCGAAGCUCAACGUUCAUCCCAACACUCAACUCACGGGCCAUCACUACCUUUUCACCCUUUCGAAUCGGCCAGACGCCAUCGUCAAGACGACUCCGACAGCACUCGCAGCGCGAUCUUCGUCGCAGCUGCUGCUCAGCACUAGCGCGAGGACUUUGUCGUCGCCGCCAGUCGUGCAUACAAGGUGGUUCGCGUCCUCGUCCGCAUCCUUUAGCGGUUGGAGCAUCCACGGCUUCGCCCGACGCUCACUGCGACGAGACGUAGCUUCAUCGCUGUUACCGGUCUUCCGGCCCUUCUCCACCUCCUCACACUCCCCGAGUAGUCUCUCCCGCGUGACCGGCUACAAAGCCUGGAAGCCAAUGGCAGGCGACAAGAAGCAUCGCUUGGCGAUCAUUGGGAGCGGCAACUGGGGCAGCGCCAUCGCCAGGAUUGCAGGCGGCAAUGUCUCCAAGUU